Molecule: messenger RNA, 1896 nt
Organism: Dujonia railenensis
Lineage: Eukaryota; Fungi; Ascomycota; Pichiomycetes; Serinales; Debaryomycetaceae
Source: the annotation of a GenBank genome assembly
AUGAUUGUCUUCUUAUUGGUAGUCUUCGCUGUUCUAUACGGCCUUUAUCAGGUCUUAGUGGCCGUUCUUCCAAGACUUUUCUUGGUCCCACCUCAAAACUGGAGAACUAAGAUUCAGAAGGUGGUUGACUACUCGAAGCCUAUUUAUCUUAGCGUGGGAAACAAGAGAUCUGCUUUUAGAAGAAGACUCAUUCUUGCUUCUGCAAAGCCUUCCUUCUACACCAACUUCGUGAACAAUAAAAUUAAAAUUGAGCCUACCAAGGACUGGAAGAAUGAGAACAACGAAUUCAUGGACGCUAUGAAGAGAAGGGGCCAUGACGAUCCACAGCGUAACUUGAUUUACGGAUUUUUCCACCCAUACGCCAAUAACGGUGGUGGAGGUGAAAGGGUACUUUGGCAAGCGGUUCAGGCAACACUUAUGGCCGGAGACAACAACAUUGCUGCCAUCUAUACUACCAAUGUAGAAGCUGCUCCGUUGGAAAUCUUGGCCAAGGUUAGGGCCAAGUUUGAUAUUGAGUUUGGAUCUGAUGAGAAGCGGAUUGUUUUCAUUUACUUGAGGAAAUACGGUACCUUCAUCGAUGCUAGCUACUGGCAACACUUCACUAUCUUGGGACAAUUUUUGGGACUGGGUGCUCUUGCAUUGGAAGCCAUGUACGAACUUUCUCCAGAUAUAUUUGUAGACACCAUUGGACUCCCUGGAUCGUACUUUUUUGUAUCUCUUAUAUUGAAAUGCCCAAUUUUAAGCUAUGUACACUAUCCUGUUCUUCAAUUGGAGAUGUUCCGCAAGUUGAAGUUCCCAGAUUUCGGUUUACAGUCGUUGAAAUGGUUCCAAUGGUCCUUCGGAGAUCUUAAGGAGUUUGGGAAGUUGUGCUACUGGCUGAUCUUGUACUACCUUUAUGUUUAUUUGGGGUCCUUGGUAGAUGUGACAUUGACUAACGGUACUUGGACUCAAAACCAUAUCACUUCCAUCUGGAGAUUAAAUAUCAGGAUGGAAAAGUGCGUAGAAAUAUGCUACCCGCCAUGUGGAGAUCUUGAUUCUAAGUCAAGAAAAGGCAGACUGUUGUCUGAGUCUCCUAAAAGCAUUGCUAGGAAAUUGGCAGGUGUUGGAGCCGGUGGUGGUUCUGGUGAUGAUGAUUUUCUAGCAAGAGGAGGUCGUUCUAACAUAAUGCUUUACAUAGCACAGUUCCGUCCAGAGAAGAGGCAUUCCUUACUUUUGGAUGAGUAUGCGAAGUUUCUCAAAGAAAACAAGCGUGUCUCCUCUAGAAAGAUACCAUCGCUCGUCUUCCUUGGCUCUUGUCGUACUCCUGAGGAUACAUCUACUUUGAAGACUCUUCAGAGGGAGGCUAAGGAUUUAGAAUUGGACGUCAAGUUUGUUGUGGAUUGUUCGUACGAGGAGGUGUUGGAGUGGCUUUCGAAGGCCAAGUAUGGUCUCAAUGCUAUGUGGAACGAGCAUUUUGGUAUUGGAGUGGUGGAGUACCUUAAUAACGGAGUUAUACCCAUUGUGCAUGCUUCUGCUGGCCCUUACUUGGACAUAGUAACUGGGUAUAAAGAAGACGUGGAAGAUCACCCAGCAUGGAGAAAUAACACCGGGUUCUUCUUCAAGGACGAAUUGGACCCAGAUUUCAGCGGUAAGAGAAGCAAAACAAACGGGUUCUUGGUAUUUGAUGACAAGUAUAGGUUCCCAACAUUCUCCCAAUUGUUGACGGAAAUCCUCGUCAAUGAGCCAAGCUUAGUAGGGGACAGAGAGUUGGACCAUAUGAGGUCAAACGGAGCACACUUGGUAGAGAAGUUUUCCAACAAGGCAUUUGUGGAGAAAUGGAUGAAGCAUCUAGUUGAAGUGCAGUACUUGGAGAAAGUAUAUAGGGAAAGAAGAGACGGGAUCGAGAGUGUUUAUUGA